Aptenodytes forsteri (emperor penguin) is the source of this 1517-nucleotide messenger RNA. RefSeq names its product lactosylceramide 4-alpha-galactosyltransferase-like. Gene Ontology annotation, molecular function: acetylglucosaminyltransferase activity. Lineage: Eukaryota; Metazoa; Chordata; Aves; Sphenisciformes; Spheniscidae. The record is from RefSeq and is a predicted model, not a curated record. Gene Ontology annotation, biological process: protein O-linked glycosylation. The transcript has a single exon.
AUGUGCUGCUUCCGUCCGUUUCUUUCUUUCCUGUGUUCACCUCCUCCACCAGGGGAUGUGUUUUUUGUGGAGACCUCGGAGCGAACUAACCCAAGUUACCUGUUCACAUGCUCUGUGGAGUCAGCGGCCCGGACACACCCUGGGACAAGGGUCGUGGUGCUCAUGAAGGGCUUGGCAAACGGUAACGCCUCAUUACCCAACCACUGGGGCUUCUCGUUGCUGAGCUGCUUCCCCAAUGUGGAAAUCCAGCCCCUGGACUUGCCGGAGCUUUUCUCAGGGACGCCUCUGGCAAAGUGGUACUUGCAGUCUGAGCACUAGAAGGAACCUUAUUUCUUACCUGUCCUGUCUGAUGCCUGCAGAAUUGCCAUCAUGUGGAAAUUUGGUGGCAUCUACCUGGACACAGACUUCAUAGUGCUUAGGAACUUGAAGAACCUCACCAAUGUGCUUGGUACCCAGUCCGAGUAUGUACUGAACGGGGCCUUUCUGUCCUUUAAGCCCAAACACGAGUUCAUGGAGCUUUGCAUGCAGGACUUUGUGGAUAACUACAAUGGCUUGAUCUGGGCGCACCAGGGCCCACAUCUCCUAACGCGUGUCUUCAAGAAGUGGUGCUCCGUCAGUAAUGUCCAGAACAACAUGAGCUGCAAAGGGGUGCGUGCUCUUUCCCCAGAAGCCUUUUAUCCUAUCUGCUGGGAGAACUGGAAGAAGUUAUUUGACACAAUCAGCUCCUCGGAGCUUCACAAGCUCCUUAAGAACACCUACGCGGUGCACGUAUGGAACAAACUGAGCCACGGGACAAGGCUAGAGAUCACGUCCCAGGCUUUGCUGGCUCAGCUGUAUUCUCAGUUCUGCCCUGCCACAUAUGCGAAGAUGAAGAAGGACCCUGAAGAGCAGUCAAGGCCUGUAAUGUGACCUGUGGGCCCUUGGCUGCAGGGAAGUUCCCCAACCUGAAGGAAACUGAGUGCCUUUCACCUUCCACGGAGCAAGUAUUCUGUGUGACAUCUCAGUGAUUUUGUACCAUUUCCAAGAUCUGCCUCAGAUCCUGCGUGCUUCAAAUAUACACCGGAACCUGAGUUUGGACUCUCUUGUUGUCCUUCAGUAGCCCUUGAUGCUGCAGGGAAGGGUGAACUUGUUCAUCGGUGCCUACCAGUUGCUCCUCCGUUGCUGUUCUCUCAAUUGUAUCAGGCCUGAAAUGCCUCUCGUGUAGUUUCAACAGCUGUAGGAACCCUUGGCUUGCUCUCUGUAACGUUUGCAAGUAUGUAAAUAAAUGCCAGCCAGUGCUAUAGGACACGGUUUAGAGGAGCUUAGGACCAAAUUCCCCGGGUGGUAAAGAUUCUUACGGCUGGUGAAGUUUUGGGAGAGACUGCGAGUAUAUGAAAGUUGCUUUAAGAAACGGAAAACAUUUUAAAUCCCUGCUCGGCUCAGUGUAAAGUUUUUCUUGUUUUCCAAAGGUACUUUAUUUCAAAUGCUCUUGUCUACUGUUUUACAUUCCGCAGCGAUAGGCUGACUUUUCUGGUCCU